This is a messenger RNA of Anguilla anguilla (European eel), 1322 nucleotides long. It is a transcript of the gene mrps15, whose product is annotated as mitochondrial ribosomal protein S15. The record is from RefSeq and is a predicted model, not a curated record. The transcript has 8 exons. Gene Ontology annotation, molecular function: structural constituent of ribosome. The coding region runs from base 165 to 998 and encodes 277 amino acids. Gene Ontology annotation, biological process: translation. Gene Ontology annotation, cellular component: ribosome. Lineage: Eukaryota; Metazoa; Chordata; Actinopteri; Anguilliformes; Anguillidae.
CACACGCCUGUCUGUUCCUGCUAGUAAUGUCUAGUAAAAAUGGCGAGCCCCUUGUGAGAAAGAGACAUGACAUUCUUGAAAUCACACACACGUAUCUGCGAAUUAAAAUAAGAUAGCCAACAAAAUAGAUAAUAGUAUUCGCACAAUAUAGGCUUUGUAUCAGGAUGUUUGUAAGAUGCGCUCUGAAAUCCGCGUCUUUUGCUGCGCGUGAGAGCUGCGUGGUGUCGGGUGGGAAGCAAACCUGUUCGGCACUUGUGUCAAAACAUGUUCGUCCCGCUGUGCGACCUUUAUCAACUAAUAUCAGUGACAGGUGGGCUUCAAACGCUGAAGAGCUGAAAGCAGGUGGGCGGAGCUUGUCUGUCCAGCCAGUGAGGAGCUAUGCAGAAGCUGGAAAGAAAGAUGCUCGUCAGAGUCAGCUGGACGACCUGCCUGCAGCCAUGCUGAAGAAGGAGUACGCUGCAGUCCCUCAGGCGCAGAUGACGGAUGAUGUGGUCAGAAGGCUUUUAACCUUGGACCUGGCGAGCCAUAAGGAGAAACUGCGUCUGAAGGAGGAGCAGCUGGUGGCUAAAGUCCGUCUGCACGAGAACGACAGCAGCUCGCUCGCGGUGAAGGUGGCCGUUCUGACAGCUAGAAUCCGAAACUAUCAGGAGCACUUGCAGCAGCACCCGAAGGUGAGGACUGAGGACAAGGCCAACAAGCGGCGGAUGCUGAUGAGCGUGGACCGCAGGAAGAAGAUGCUGAAGGCCCUGCGGAGCACGCGGUACGACGUGUUCGAGAGCGUCUGCGCGCAGCUCGGGAUCUCCUACGCCUUCCCCCCGGAGUACUACAGACGCGUCACCCACCGCUGGCUCGCCAAGAAGGCCCUCUGCAUCCGGGUUUUCAACGAGCUUCAGAAAAGGCGCAAGGAGCACAGACGCAUGAUGGCGGAGGCCGCCGGCGGAGCCAAGGCAGAAGCAGCCGAUAAGGCUUCCACCGAUGUCCAGGGGACAGCAGCAUAGGGAUGGAUGCCCCGGGAAUCUGAAUCGAUUAGUCAUGCCUGGUCACCACAGCACCAUUGGGAAUCUGAAAAAUGCACUGCCUGAGCUGUUCAUGAUGUUCUUCUGACAGGAUAAAUGACACAUUAGGCCUUUUUUUCCCCGGCUAAGAUUUUUUGCAGGAGCAGAGCAAGUAUCGGUCUUGUUUUUUUAACAAGGCAGCCAUUGGCACGUAAUUAUUUGGCCUGUCCAGGGUGACCAUGCACAUCAUCCCAUGGACACAUUCACACAUUAUACAAAUCUAUUGUACAUGACAUUAAUAAUAAAGAAUAAAAAUGUAAAAAACUU